UGAGCAGUCGCCAAGUAUACAACUGUACUAUACAUGUAGAAUUUCGUUAUUUGAGACGAAUUCUCCCAAGAAAUAUUGAGUUCAGCAUUUUAAUUCUAAGUUAAUAUUACAAGUAACUUGUCUGUAAUUCUCAAUUAUACUGAAACAUCACUAUGUGCGCAGCGAGUACAUCUGCAGCGAAUACAUCUUCAGAAGAAGACCCAGAAAGAGCCUAUAAAAAUUGUAAUAACUUCUUUAAUCCUAAUAUUUGUCAUGUUUGUAAAAGUACUAUCAUCCGCAUAGUGUGCAAGUGCAACAUGAUAUGUUACUGCAGCAAAUAUCAUCAACAAAAAUACGAAAACCAGCAUAUGGAUAUGUGCAAAAGUUUACAACGUAUUCAAUAUAUAUAUAAAGCACGUUUCAACAUUACACUUCGUUUCAACCAGGAAGAAUGGAUCAAAACAAGAAAAGAAUUAAAAACUUACGUUAGGUCGAGAUUGGCACGCGAUCUAGUGCCUUAUGAGAAGCAGAUGAUCUUGUUCGCAAGGUCGUGUCUUAUUUGUCAUCAACAGAUUGAUCUUUCCCCUUGCUUGAGGUGCUAUUCCAGCAACUAUUGUGAUGAACACAGAGAAGCUUUUCAGAACCAACAUUAUUUCAAUUGAUAAACCCAUUCCUGAUAUGAAUACAUUUAUUCUGCAAUAUGUACGAAAGGAAGGGAAUGUAAAUAAAUCGGAUACUUUGGAAGAAUAUAUCUGUUCUGAAUACGUGUCAGGACCGUUAACAUUGUACUAUAAAAUGAAAGAUUUAAAUCU
Molecule: messenger RNA, 791 nt
Organism: Odontomachus brunneus
Lineage: Eukaryota; Metazoa; Arthropoda; Insecta; Hymenoptera; Formicidae
Exons: 2
Coding region: 153-641 (162 amino acids)
Source: RefSeq, a predicted model, not a curated record